This is a messenger RNA of Benincasa hispida (wax gourd), 204 nucleotides long. The record is from RefSeq and is a predicted model, not a curated record. Lineage: Eukaryota; Viridiplantae; Streptophyta; Magnoliopsida; Cucurbitales; Cucurbitaceae.
GUGGUGGCAAAAGUAGUGGCGGUGGAGGCGGAAAAAGUAGUGGCGGAGGAGGUGGCGGCGGUGGAAAUGGGAGCAGCAUGUGGUAGUGGAACAAUGGUUGCUCCGGGAAGUGGAGGAGCUGCUCAUAUCUCACGGGAAGGAUUUGAGAGCAAUGCAAGAGGUUACUUCCAAGAUCUUCAUGCAUCUCAGAAGGGCGGAAAAUAA